GAAAGGAGAGCAGCCCGGCGGCCGGAAGCCAGCACCGUGAGUAGUGCCCCCGCCCCGGCCUCUGAGCCCCAGGUGGGGGAGGAGCCCCCGGCGGGACCGGAGCACUCGGGGAGCGGACGGGCAGCCAAUGCGAGGCCCGCCCGACUGGAGAGGGCCCGGAGCGAACGGCUAAUGCCCCGACUUGGGGCCGCCAAACACAUCCUCGCCGUCAGUGGCCCAGUCACUUCGCCUCCCCAGGAAAAUGGGGUAUGGGAGCACAUCUUCCCCAGGGUUGUGGAGAGAGGCAGAGGAGAGGCUGACUACAAUCGUUCGGAAAAUGGAAUUAUGGGUUUUACAGCCACAGUUAGACAAUGGGAUGAGGUGACCCAUAAGCAGCUCUCUGCUUUUGGAGAAUAUGUGGCUGAGAUCCUACCCAAAUAUGUCCAGCAAGUUCAGGUAUCUUACUUCAAUGAACUAGAGAUCUGUAUCCAUCCUGAUGGAGUCAUCCCUGUACUGACAUUCCUCAGAGAUCACACCAAUGCCCAGUUCAAGUCCUUGGCUGAUUUAGGAGCAGUUGAUGUCCCAACCCGGCAGAACCGUUUUGAGAUUGUUUAUAACCUGCUUUCUCUGCGCUUCAAUUCUCGGAUCCGAGUGAAGACGUAUGCAGAUGAGCUGACUCCUGUUGAUUCUGUAGUCUCAGUGCACAAAGCUGCAAAUUGGUAUGAAAGGGAGAUAUGGGACAUGUUUGGAGUCUACUUUGCCAAUCACCCUGAUCUCAGGAGGAUCCUGACAGACUAUGGGUUUGAGGGACAUCCUUUCCGGAAGGACUUCCCUCUCUCUGGAUAUGUAGAGGUCCGCUACGAUGAUGAGGUGAAGCGGGUUGUAGCAGAGCCAGUGGAACUAGCCCAGGAGUUCCGGAAGUUUGACCUGAACAGCCCCUGGGAGGCUUUCCCUGCUUAUCGCCAGCCUCCAGAGAGCCCCAAACUUGAGGCUGGAGAUAAGAAACCUGAAGCAAAAUAGCUUCUAGCAAGAACAGAGCCCAUCUUGUAACAGAGUAUUUAUGUAAAUAAAGACUUACUGGGA
Molecule: messenger RNA, 1062 nt
Organism: Monodelphis domestica (gray short-tailed opossum)
Lineage: Eukaryota; Metazoa; Chordata; Mammalia; Didelphimorphia; Didelphidae
Gene: NDUFS3
Product: NADH:ubiquinone oxidoreductase core subunit S3
Cellular component (GO): respiratory chain complex I
Molecular function (GO): NADH dehydrogenase (ubiquinone) activity
Source: RefSeq, a predicted model, not a curated record